AACUGCCUCCCCUGCUUUUCAGUUACCGCGGAUUGAACAUUUCCAACCGCCUCUCCGGCACGCACCACAAAACCAAGAAUACCUUUUGCCGGUUUCCAAUCACCGAAACAUCAAAUGCCAUUGCGAAGAUCGAUUGUCUGAUCCCGGGAGCGCACUGUUAAUCGUGUGCCUGUCGAUUUAAUUAGAGGUUCUUAGUCCCGUUGGAUUCAUUUUUGUUUUGGUUCGGAGGGACGUCGACGUACUGAUCGAUGGGGCAGCCCGAUCAGGCGCGGCCGCCGGGGAGCGCGUGCGUGUGGGUGGUUUCGGCGCUGCUCCUCCUCGCCGUGCUCGCCGGCGGUGGUUGCCUGGUGCUUUACCUCGCGCUGCCGCCGGCCGAGGUGCCGCAAUGGCUGCCCAUAGCCGGGCUCGCGCUCGUGGCGUGCCCGUGGGCAUUCUGGAUCGCCACGUGCGCAUACAGUUGCUGCUGCUCGCGGUCGUUGCCUCCGGCUCCAGCGCCGGCGGUGGCAGGUAACGUGGAGCGGCAACCGUCGAGGUCGGCCGCGGUGGCGCCGCUGCCGAGCAGCACGAACAUCAAGAGCGCGCUUAGCAAAAAACAUCUGCGGUCUCCGGUGGCGUCAACCAACGACGCGCGGCGGGUUCACUUCGGGGACUCCGUCAUUCUCGGAGAGGAGAAGGAUGACGCCUCGUCGGUGGGCUCGCACGAGAGCGAGGCGCCGCUCGCCUACUCCAUGGAUUCUUCGUGAUUGAUAUGGAUGUGUACAGUACAGGUGGAAGGAUGAUGAUAGGAAUUACAAGUGAGGAGGAAAUUUAUGUUUAAUCAAGGCCGAACCGGAGAAGAAUUACCAAGCUCGCAAGGCUGCCUGAUGUGCAAAUUCAGCAGCUGUGAAUUCUGCAAGUCUAUAUAGUAUUGAAAGAUGCAUUGAUCAUAAGUUUCAGGGGGUGUGGUUCUUCAGUAACCUUUAGUGCAGUUUUAGUGUAGGUGUUAGUGUGUAUUAUGAAGCAAUUGCUGUACAGAUAAGAUCACUUGAUAAAAAGAGAGAUUGGUUUACCUCUUC
Molecule: messenger RNA, 1055 nt
Organism: Lolium perenne
Lineage: Eukaryota; Viridiplantae; Streptophyta; Magnoliopsida; Poales; Poaceae
Source: RefSeq, a predicted model, not a curated record